AUGAAAGCUGCUCAAAGUGCUGCAAGAGCCAUCAAUCCCGAACGAUUCCCAUUGUAUCUGUACAAAAGUAUACUCAGACUCCAUUAUGGGUUACCUUCACAGGCUCGAUUAAUGGGCGACACAUACGUCAAGGACGAGUUCAGAAGACACAUCAAUGCAAAACCUGAAUUUGUGAAACCAUUUAUUACAGAAUGGACGAAUUACUGUGUUAUGCUCUCUAAACAGUUGUCAAGCGCUGGAAUUCGUAAAGGAAACAUAGGAAAGGAUCUAAAUUCUGAUAAGAUGGAGCAACUCAGCAAUGAACACAUCCAACAACUGGUGGAAUUGCGCGUAGAAGCUGAUCGACAUAUGGGACGAGACGAUUUCUUUCAAAAUUUACAGACUGUGACGGAAGGUCGGGAAAAACCUAUUUGA
This is a messenger RNA of Caenorhabditis remanei, 414 nucleotides long. RefSeq lists its product as uncharacterized. NCBI's taxonomy places the organism in Eukaryota, Metazoa, Nematoda, Chromadorea, Rhabditida, Rhabditidae. The transcript has 4 exons. Gene Ontology annotation, cellular component: mitochondrial intermembrane space; mitochondrion. Bases 1 to 414 code for a protein of 137 amino acids. The record is from RefSeq and is a predicted model, not a curated record. Gene Ontology annotation, biological process: mitochondrial respiratory chain complex II assembly; succinate metabolic process.